GUGAUUCAGCAGAUUUUGGUACAGCACAGUGACCUUGCCUGCGGGUUACUCUGCAACAGCAUUAACCCAUCUGAUCACACAGGCAGGAUGGUGCAAGGCAGUUUAUGCUCUAUGGACUGCUAAAGUCAACUGAGUUAUCAGGAGAAAGCCACCAGGAGCACAGAGGGCAGCGUGUCUUCUGAUGCCACUCUUCAUUCACUGUCUCCUACAAUUGUCUUUGCUGAGAGUUUUCCCCAGGUCAGAUUCAAAGAAACUUUUUUGGCAGAAAGAGAAAAACACCUUCUAUGUCCAAGAAUUAAUGUCAUCAGAACCAAAUGUCCUGAAAGAAUAUCUCCAUCAGUAAGGAAGGGAAGGAGGCUUAUGAAGGAUUCAGGCUGAAGUAGCUGAUGUGACUUAUGUCAAUCUACUAACAGAGUCCAAAGACCAUAAAAUAUGAAAAUAAAAUGUGGAUUGCUGCCACAGCAUUUUUUUAAACUGUGUGAGCUUUUCAGACAUCAGAUUCUUUUUAACUAGCAGGCUGCUAAAUGAUGAGAAGAAAAAGCCUGCAAUUUUCUGCUGGCAAAGGUAUUUGCAUUGAUCCUGAGUUCUCUUGAAACUCAUCUGUGUACACAGUCAUCACUAGCCAGCAGUUUAUUUUCUGUAGGUGACUAAACACACCUAAUUGGUUUGGGUUGGUUUUUUUUUCUUUGUUUGUAUAAGCAAUAGGAGUUUCCCAUUGGUGUUUGCAGAUCUCUUUGUAGGAGGGGCAAGAGACCUUAAUAUCUCACAGCAAAGGUGCUGAGAGGUGGGAGUGAGCUACUCUGUGUACAAGAUAGCAGGAACUCGGGCACGUGGAAACAUGUCUGGGAAGCCCAUCCUGCACUACUGCGAUGCACGAGGCCGAAUGGAAUCAAUACGCUGGCUACUAGCAGCAGUGGGAGUUGAGUUUGAAGAACGCUUGCUGCAAACAAAGGAUGAUCUGAUGAAGUUGCGGAAGAGUGGAACCCUGAUGUUCCAGCAAGUGCCCAUGGUGGAGAUUGAUGGGAUGAAGAUGGUGCAGACCAGAGCUAUCCUCAACUACAUAGCAGCGAAGUACAACCUCUAUGGGAAGGACCUGAAGGAAAGAGCCCUAAUUGAUAUGUACGUGGAAGCAAUAAUAGAUUUGAAUGAGUUAUUCAUGAUGCAUGAGAUCCUCUCAGGAGAUAAAAAGAAAGAACAGUUUGCUAAUAUUGUGGACAAGGCCACAAACAGAUACUUCCCAGUCUUUGAGAAGGUUCUGAAAGACCAUGGACAAGACUUCCUUGUUGGCAACCAGCUGAGCAGGGCAGACGUGCAGUUACUUGAAGCCAUUUUAAUGGUAGAAGAGGGGAAGCCUGAUGUACUUGCCAAAUUUCCUCUGCUGCAGAGUUUUAAAGCAAGAAUAAGUAAUAUCCCCACAAUAAAGAAAUUCCUGCAGCCUGGCAGCCAGAGGAAACAACCAAUAGCAGAGAAAAAUAUUGAUGCAGUGAUGAAAAUUUUCUCCUGAGAAGCAACCACGACCCCCAGAAACUCCAUUUCUUUGCUUUUGCUGAUAGUGUCAAAGGGAAAUGAAUGGAAAGAGCAAGAAGGUUUUUGAUCUCUCUUUUCUCAGCAACAGGACUUGUUUUAACCAGUGCAAACACUUUAGAGAUAAAUUAACAUGAGCAUCCCAGCAAAUGACGGUGUUUACUGAAUUAGGGCCCACUGUGGACAACACAGGAUGAGAACACCUGAAAUAAAGUCUUGCUAUUGGCACUCAAAA
Messenger RNA from Colius striatus (speckled mousebird), 1759 nucleotides. Its product is annotated as glutathione S-transferase. The transcript has 7 exons. Gene Ontology annotation, biological process: glutathione metabolic process; xenobiotic metabolic process. Gene Ontology annotation, molecular function: glutathione transferase activity. Bases 839 to 1504 code for a protein of 221 amino acids. The record is from RefSeq and is a predicted model, not a curated record. NCBI's taxonomy places the organism in Eukaryota, Metazoa, Chordata, Aves, Coliiformes, Coliidae.